UAUUCACUAUGCCAUAGCACUGGUAAUAUUGAAUAAAGAAAUUUCACCAACUGUCGGUAUGUUAUAUCCCAGAGAAUCGGAAACACGCGAGGUACGCUCGCUUGAUGGACUGUGGAAUUUUGUAAAAUCAGAUCCCACCAAUCCAACACAAGGUGUUCGUGAUAAAUGGUUUACGGACGAUUUAAGUCGGGUACGGGAUACGAUACCAAUGCCUGUACCGGCCAGUUAUAAUGACAUUACAACGCAAAAUGAUCUUAGAGAUCAUGUUGGAACAGUGUGGUAUGAUAGGAAAUUUUUUGUGCCACGGUCAUGGGCCGAUAAGCAAAGGGUGUGGUUGCGUUUUGGCAGUGUCCACUAUGAGGCAUUUGUGUAUGUUAACGGUGAAAUGGCUGUGCGACAUGAAAUGGGCCAUCUACCAUUUGAGGCGGAAAUUACGAAUUUAGUCAAAUAUGGUGAAGAGAAUCGGAUAACGGUGAUGUGUGAUAAUGCCCUUAUACAAACCACAGUACCUCAGGGUAAAAUUACCGAAGUGUCAAGGGAUGAUGGUGUUGCCAUAGUACAAACUUAUACAUUUGAUUUCUUUAAUUAUGCUGGUAUCCACCGCUCUGUGCAUUUAUAUACAACACCCCUAACCUAUAUUGAGGAAAUGGAAAUUACCACCGAUUUGGCAAAGGACAAUAAUGUCGGUUUCGUCUACUACAAAGUUAAGGCCAAUGGCACGGCGGCCAAUGAAGCUAUUAGCAACUUGUACGUGCGUGUUCAGCUGCGCAACAAAGAAGGUGUCAUUGUGGCCAAUGAAACAUCUAAUGCCGAUUUGAAAGGUGUUCUAGAAGUACAAAAAGUAAUGCCCUGGUGGCCAUACCUGAUGCAUCCGGAACCCGGCUAUCUUUAUCAAUUGGAGGUGUUCUUACAUGGUAACAAUAAUGAAUUGCUGGAUGUUUAUCGUCAAAAGGUUGGCAUACGUACCUUGAGUUGGAAUAAUACAUCGUUUAUGAUUAACGGCAGGCCGGUAUAUUUCCGUGGUUUUGGUCGUCAUGAAGAUUCAGAUAUCCGUGGUAAGGGUUUGGAUUUAGCCCUGAUGACAAGAGAUUUUAAUCUGUUGAAAUGGAUUGGUGCCAAUGCCUAUCGUACCUCACAUUAUCCAUAUUCGGAGGAGUCUAUGCAAUUUGCCGAUGAAAAUGGCAUAAUGAUUAUUGAUGAAUGCCCGAGUGUUGAUACUGAAAACUUCAAACAGGAACUGCUCGACAAGCACAAAUCAUCUAUGGAACAACUUAUACACAGAGAUCGCAAUCAUCCUAGUGUAGUUAUGUGGUCCAUUGCCAAUGAGCCCCGAACAAAUCAAUUAAAUGCAGGAUCAUAUUUCCAAUAUGUAGCCAACUAUACCAGAGAACUGGAUCCCACGAGACCUGUUACUGCUGCCAUUGCCGUGUCUUCAAAUGAUGAUAAAGCUGCCAAAUUCUUAGAUGUAAUUAGUUUUAAUCGCUACAAUGGUUGGUACAGUAACCCUGGACGCUUGGAUAUGAUUACCAAACGAGUAAUCGACGAGGCUACAAAUUGGUAUAAAAAGCACAAUAAACCGGUUAUAAUGUCGGAAUAUGGUGCCGAUACUGUGGAAGGAUUACAUUUGCUUCCUGCCUAUGUCUGGUCAGAGGAAUAUCAAACGGAAUUGUUUUCACGACACUUUAAAGCAUUCGAUACACUGAGGAAACAACCCUGGUUUAUUGGAGAAUUUGUAUGGAAUUUUGCCGAUUUUAAAACGGCACAAACCGUAACUCGUGUUGGUGGCAACAAGAAAGGUGUCUUCACCCGCAAUCGCCAACCCAAAGCUGUUGCCCAUUUGUUACGUAAACGUUACUUUGCCUUGGGUCGUGAAGUCGAUCAAUGUAAUUUCCCCGAAGAUCUUUUCACGUAUAUUGCUGAUGUUGGCGCGGCACGCAGUGCCAAACAUGACGAUACAGAUUUAUAAUCGCCACCUUUAAUUUG
Musca vetustissima is the source of this 1983-nucleotide messenger RNA. Its product is annotated as beta-glucuronidase. The coding region runs from base 59 to 1966 and encodes 635 amino acids. The record is from RefSeq and is a predicted model, not a curated record. Lineage: Eukaryota; Metazoa; Arthropoda; Insecta; Diptera; Muscidae. Gene Ontology annotation, molecular function: carbohydrate binding; beta-glucuronidase activity. Gene Ontology annotation, biological process: glucuronoside catabolic process; carbohydrate metabolic process. The transcript is spliced from 10 exons.